This is a messenger RNA of Parascedosporium putredinis, 2196 nucleotides long. NCBI's taxonomy places the organism in Eukaryota, Fungi, Ascomycota, Sordariomycetes, Microascales, Microascaceae. The record is from the annotation of a GenBank genome assembly.
AUGCCGCCCGCCGCCGAGGCACUCCCGAGAUGGCAGGCAACACUCAACAGCUGCUCCUCUCUCGCCGCACUACGUCGGGCUGUGAGAUAUGACGGAGCAGAAAGUCCCGCCAUCGUCGGGUGCCGCUCGCUAUGUUGGAAGACAUUUCUGCUAUUCAAGGACAUCUCGCCGUCGGCUUGGAUUCACUCCCUCGCCGAGGCGCGAGAAUCCUAUGCCUCGACGAGAGACCAUCUGCUAAAGUACAUUAAACAUCCCGAGGACCUCGCCAACCUCUCCAUAGACCCUCUUGCCGAUGACCCAAACUCGCCCUGGACCACUGUGCGCCAAGAUGAUGCCAUCCGGGAAGAGAUUGCCCAGGAUGUUCGCCGUCUUCCCGACGAGCCCCUCUACCAAGAGGAGCGUAUCCAGACCAUGAUUAUCGACAUCCUGUUCAUCUAUUGCAAGCUGAACCCGUCCGUCGGGGAUGCUGUCGACAGGUCCGAGGAGGAUACCUCGCUCUCCGACUCGGACAGGCUAAUGUUUUCCGUGUUGGACUCGGCGUUUGUCGAGCAUGACUCGUUUGCUUUAUUCUCUAGCAUCAUGGACCGUGCCGCGUCCUUUUACGAAGUCAACGACAGCCCCGUUGGCGUGGUCCCGCCAGGUCUCGCUGUGGCGGAGAACGCGGGAACGUCCGUGAUCGUCGAGAAGAGCAAGUUCAUCCACGAGGUUUGCCUUAAAAGGUCGACCCUCAGCUCGCGCACCAUCUUACGAGCAUCGAAAUCCUACCCCAAAUCUUUCUCAUACGUUGGAUCCGGCUAUUUGUUGGAAGCGGAUUAUUCGGUUUGCCUCCAGCUUCUCCUCAAGUACCCAACGCCCUCGCCUCCUCACGGCCCCCACACCUUUGUCGAAGAUGCCCUGUACCUCAAAGGCCACCUCACCUCCUCCGGCGCAACGUCCCUCCUGAUGAAGUACACCGGCCGAGUACCGCAGCUGUCCCGCACCCCGUCCUCCACCACCUCCCGCCCCAACACCCCAAGUUUCCCCAGCCUCGGCAGCCUCCGAUCCCGCGGCCUCAGCCCCCGCUUACCGCUCGAUUCGGCAUCCAAGCUCCUCCAGCAGCCCGGCGGCGUCGAGGCCCUCUUCCAGGGCGCCGCGAAAAACGUGCUGGAGCGGAGCGAGAAGCUCGGCAUCAACCAGGCCGUCAGGGACGCCAUGGGGGAGAUUCGGCGAAACAUGCAAACCCUGCAAGACAACCGUCCGCACCCGCCGCGGUCGGGGAGAGAUUCGGCGUUUAGCUCCGGCGUCGGCUCGCCGGCCGCGGCCGACGCGGCGGUCAAGGCGCUGGAGAGGCGGAAUCAGCAGCUGGCCAACCUUCUCGACGAGAGCCUCUCGGGGUUGAGGGCCAUCACGGCGGACGUGCUCGAAGACAAGGUGAAGAGCUUGGAAAUGAUUGAGAUUGCCGCUUCGAAAGCGCAGGUCGUCAAGCUUUGCCUCGAGGACUCGUCUCUCCAGGUCCCCGGUCCUCACCUCGCCGAGGCAGAGGCAGAGGCAGCGGCCGCGGCCGUGGCCGACGAUCAAAGCCCCGCGCUGCCUCACGACGAGGAUGCAGACAUGGUCAUGGACGCCGCCGCCACGGAACCUGGCGCCGGCAAGCCAGCCGCCGAAUCACCACCUAAACCAGCCCCGGCCGGCGACCCCCUGCCCACAAUCUCCUCGCUCUCCCUCGCCGACAACUCCGCCGACGCCACGCCCUCCCUGCCACCUUCCCGCGAUCCGCUCUCGGACGCUCCCGCACAAGUCACGUCGCCCAAGAGCCCCGAGCGGCCCAAGACCCUCCUCCCGAACCGCUCCUCCAUCGCCCAGUCCUCCUUUGCGUGGAUGCUCGAGCCCGACACCUCGGUCCCCGCGCCCCUCCCCUCCACCACCGCCACGGCUCCCGCCGGCGGAGGUCACGGACACUCGUCGGGUUCACCCUCUCGGGGCGCGUCCCAGUUUGCCGGUAGCGGUGGCGGCGGCGCCUCGGGCUCGGGCUCGGGCGCGCGGCUGCACAAGAAGCGGCCGAGCGGGUCCUCGUCCACGCGGGAGAGGAACGCCUUCUUGUUCGGGGAGGUCGUGCCUACGGAUGCGGAGGUGGGUGUCGCGGCUGGGGUGGAGGCGAGGGCGAUUCGGAGGGAGGAUAUUUUUGGGCUUGAACCUAUCAAGAGGGAUAAGGAGUGA